Molecule: messenger RNA, 1185 nt
Organism: Mobula hypostoma (lesser devil ray)
Lineage: Eukaryota; Metazoa; Chordata; Chondrichthyes; Myliobatiformes; Myliobatidae
Exons: 3
Coding region: 19-1185 (388 amino acids)
Biological process (GO): Ras protein signal transduction; cell surface receptor protein tyrosine kinase signaling pathway; positive regulation of MAPK cascade
Cellular component (GO): cytoplasm
Source: RefSeq, a predicted model, not a curated record
UCGACCAUAGCACAAGCUAUGCCUGAUAACCAAUUCACCGUGACCGUGAAGAAGACUGCUGUUUCUACCAGAUGCAAUCUUCAAGGAAAGUACACGUUGUUCGUUGAGGAGGACAGCCUGAUCUUGAAAGAUCCUGUGACUAAGGAAGUUAUGUAUAAGUGGCCUUACCAACUUCUGCGGAGAUAUGGAACAGAUAAGGAAUCAUUCAUGUUUGAGGCAGGCAGAAGAUGUGAUUCAGGAGAAGGGGUUUUUUUAUUCAACGCAAAGGAAGUUGGAAAAAUUUACCACAAGGUUGAUACAGUUGUUAAAACAAUAGAAUCAAACAAAGAACAUCAGUCAAUGAAAUCCAACUCUGAGACUUCCACAGAAUCUGUCAGAAAACAAUUAAAUACAGCAAGUUUCUCUCAAGAUGUGUUCAUCCAAACAUCUCAAGGUGGAAGUGGGCAUGCAUUGAAAAUUGAUCAAGAGACUGAAAAAGGUUCCAAAACAUCCAAGAGUAAAUCAAAUCAAGAAUGGAAAGGCAGUAGCUCAGCCUGUGGAGUUGAGUUAAAUGUGGAGAUGGGUGGGAAAAGCAAAGGUAUUUCUACAGAAGAAAGAGAACAAGUAGUUUAUGCCACUGUUAAUCAUUCUAAAGGUAGAUCAAAGAAAGAGAAUAUGGAAAACAUAACAAUUGAUCCUAUGGCAUACAAAGAAGUUGAGAAAGAUCAUGAUUCUGAAACAAGUCCAAUCUAUGAGAAUAUUUCUGAGAGAAGCUUCUCAUUUUCCUUCAACAUGGAAUCACCUUUCCCCAAAGACAUAGAAGGGCCAAUUUACCAAGAUUCAGGGGAGAAUAUCGAUGAUGAGAAUGAAGUUUCUGGCGCAGAUUACGUAAACGUUGCAACUGAAUGGAGUCAGCAAGUUACAGGAAAUGACUGGAAAAAUGGUCUAGCCAGUCAGAAAAUUGAUGUGUGCACAACAGUUGAUCAAAAGAAGACUAAGGAAAGAGGGGCUUCCCCAAACUAUGAAAUCUCAAAGCUCACCAAAGAAAAGUUUCCUCCUGGCUUCCAUGAGAUGCUAUCUGGCCUAUAUGCUGUAGAAUUGAGUAAAACGCGAGAAGGCAAGGUAGAGAGUGGUGGAAAAUACGACAGCAACAGGGGAAGAAAAGGACAAAAGAUUGUGAAGGGUGGACAUGAUACUCAAGAGUGA